Angiostrongylus costaricensis is the source of this 1335-nucleotide messenger RNA. The record is from the annotation of a GenBank genome assembly. Lineage: Eukaryota; Metazoa; Nematoda; Chromadorea; Rhabditida; Metastrongylidae.
AUGGCGGAUGUUGGACUACCGGCCAAGCGAUCCGAACCGCUGUUCCGUCAGCUGAUGCCACGAUGUCGUCUUUCGUCACCGUACGACAAUAUGUUGGCGGUGGUGAUGAACAGUCAUCAACCAGUGCAGAAUCUUCGUGAUCAACUACGUGAAACGUCGAUUCGGCUCGGUGAUACGAAGACGGAAAACGAGCGGCUGCGUUAUCUCUACAACAGCAACGAGUCGAGCUCUCUAACGGCCUUACGGAAAUCGUUAGCAGUAGCUGAACAAGAUGUACGGAAAAAACAAGAAGAAAUGGAAGAAUUGCGAUCCCAGCUGGUAAAUCAGGACGACGAACAACAGGUAGCAGCUGUACAACCUCGUCUCAUCACGAUGUUACGUGUUCAGUUGAACGCUAUUGCACACAUCAGUAAAUUACGAAUCUUCGAACCAAACUUGAAUAUCGGCGAAGAUGUCGAAGAACUGCUUCAAUUGCUUGGAAAAGUGAAUGACGGUGAUCUACAAGAACUACAGAAGAUUCUCGAAGAUACGACGGUGCUCUACGAUCAGAUCUCACGCGGAAUCAUCAUUCGAUCUCUAUCCGACUCAUGGACAAUGACCGAAGCAGUUGAAAAUGAAGCAUUCGUUUAUGAUGAUGAAGAAGACACUAAGGAAGAUAGCGAAUGGCAAGCCGAAAUGACUGCGAUUCAGAGUCGCAACGACCAGUCACUGACAACGGUGAAAGCGUCGUUCGAGGAAAUGCUAGAAGAGCAACGCAGCGGAUUCCAGGAGGAAAUGGAGCAGCUACGAAAAGAACAUCAGAAAGAAUUGGAUGAAGAGAAGGCUGCCACUAGAUUGGCACUGGAAGCUGUUCGUCGAGCUCAUGAAGAAGAACUAAAGCAAGCAACAACGAGGAAGCUCUGCGGAGAGAAAGAUCGUGACGCCUCGAGACAAAAUGCUAUGUUGGAGCAGAUGCGCGGGGAGCUGACAACGUUGUCGGCUGCUUAUUCGGCUAAAUGCGUCGAAAACGCCCAACUUGACGAGCGCCUAUCGGCGUUGAUGGAGCAGCGAGCUCGAGAAGGUGACAGUGACGAUAUUCAACGUCUAAAACGAGAUCUGUGCCUUCGCGAUUCACAAGUUGCCGAACUUCAGCGACGAAUUUCGGCGUAUGAGCGACGAGGUGGCGACUCAUCAAUUGUCGUUAGCGACAUUCGCUUCCACAGUAAUCCAGUAAUUUCAAUAGUCGAAAAUGUUCCCGAAUAUCUUGCUGAGGACGUGCGUCGCUCAUUGGCCGUACCAGUUAGUGAACGGCGUAAAUUUUUCGAGACGAUCGCCGAAUACAGUACCCCUUUCUAA